AUGCCCUCCAGCUCCUCCCGCUCCUCUACCCAUCGAGGAAAGCACGGAAAAUCCUCCUCGUCUUCAUCCUCGUCUCACAAGCGCUCCUCUAAGGCCACAAGCAAGCCUAGCAACAGCGUUGUCAAGGCUUCUGAACAAGACAUCUACCACCAAGAGAAUGCCUUUUUGUGGCAAGAUGUCAAGUCCACAGAAGGGAAUCCUAGCGCACUCGUCCUUGCUCUUGUAGCACCAGAGCAGCGAAAGGCUAUGAAAAAGCUUAUUGAUGAUAAGGUUAAGAAGAAAAAGAUUCGAUCGUCCGUCAUAGUCACUACCCAAGAUCAACUCCAAGAGCAUCUCGGAAGCGCUAUGACUAACAGCAUCGCCUCCAAGAAAGCCUUCAAGACUUUACAUCUCCUUGUGAGCUCUACGGUCGCUCAGUUGACAUACAACAUCGAAGGUUUUGUCGACCAAGUCUUCAUCAGGCCUUGCGGAGCUGGCGGGCGGCCAGAUGCACUUCGGAUCGGAAGCUCCUCAACUUACUGUGGUUUCAAAACCUACGCAUGGGACGCCCGCCCUUAUCAUCUCCAGCAGAGUAACAAGGAGUUGACCCACCUUGAGGGCUGCAACUUUGACAUCAGUGACUGUUCACAGGAAGCCAUUCGCCUUCUUCAGCAGCCCAGAGAAGCUGGCGAUCUUUCGCAUGAUGAGAAAUACAACGUCAUGCAGAAAUUCCAAGAGCUGAGGGACACAGAAGUCAGUGAGAACGCUAGAGACCCAUCUAAUAGCUGCGCUGAUGGCACAGAAACUUGGUUCCAGAAGUGGAAGGGCCUUCUAGCCACAGUUAUGGCAGCUGGCGCGGGUGCAGCUGGCAUGGCCAGCGGCUUCUGGAUGAGUGCUGGGGGGGUCAUGGUAAAAGGCCCUUACGGACUCUAUCUGGCCGCCGGGUAUGCUACAGUAGGUGGUUUCGGAGCGGUUGGUGCUGCUGGAACUGGCUCAGCAGUCGCCGCUUAUGGUAUGGUUUACUUUAUUCCCUGGGAUCGCGUUUGGGAUCUCCUUCGAGAAAAGCUUUGGCAGAUUUGGGAUAAGAUCUGGGAAGUUCUUGUUUGGAUCAAGGACAAGCUGGCCGAAUUGGCUAGUACUGUUCUUACCAAAGUGUCGUUGCUUGUUCAGGGUGCUCCAAAGCCUGCUCGGCUUUCGAUGUGA
Fusarium odoratissimum NRRL 54006 is the source of this 1182-nucleotide messenger RNA. RefSeq lists its product as uncharacterized. The transcript is spliced from 2 exons. The record is from RefSeq and is a predicted model, not a curated record. Bases 1 to 1182 code for a protein of 393 amino acids. NCBI's taxonomy places the organism in Eukaryota, Fungi, Ascomycota, Sordariomycetes, Hypocreales, Nectriaceae.